Molecule: messenger RNA, 1029 nt
Organism: Chara braunii
Lineage: Eukaryota; Viridiplantae; Streptophyta; Charophyceae; Charales; Characeae
Source: the annotation of a GenBank genome assembly
CGGGGGGGAGUGAACCUCUUGAGAGUCUGAUUGAUUCUUUUGCUGUCUGGCGACUCUCUGAUCCACCUGCCCACACUGACAGUCCAAAGAUGGCCCAGCUAAAUUCGACGCAAUGGCGGGCCUUGUUAGAUGCAGCCGGUGAUGCCGGGAAACCACAUCUGCAAGCUCUCUUGGAUGGUGCUAUAAAACGGGAACAGGAGUCAGAGAAGGAGAGGAAGGAGGCCUUGCUGAGAAGGCAAGUAGCCCUCCUAGAGACUGUUCCCUCACUGACUGAAGAGCAGUGCGGGGAACAGCUGCAGCCCAUCCUCACGGCCUUUGUUCAAAUCAAGAAUCUCGAGGACCAUACCACUCAGAUCGUUGAAGUCUUUGCAAAACUGCAGACAAUUCAGGAUGAUCUGACUGAGAUGACCCUCAAGUACCAUGAACUAACGAAGGAGGUGGCGGAUCUGCGACAAGCCCAAGUGGCCAACCCUCUUCCUCUACCUCCUGGAACUGAAGCUGCAAUCGAAACUACCUCUACCCCUCUUACUGUGUCUUCUUCUACCUCAUCUUUGAGUGUGAUGGCAACUCCUUCACGACCUGCAGCAGGUGCAGAUUCCACUGUUGUUGUAACAAGCAAUGAGGCUGGAACUUCUGCAAUUGCUGCAGCCCCAAGACCGGAACCAGCUGCUGCUGGUCCCAGCCACGCCAGUCCCUAUGUGGACCGGAAGGCGGUUCAAAUACCGUCCAAGUACGAUGGCAAGGAAGACAUCGAGUCCUGGAUCGGCUCCAUGAGGGCCUACUUUGAGAUCCUGGGGACUCAAGCUGAGACCCAGGCAGUUAUCAUGGGUAUGAAUGUCGAGCCAGUCGUACGGGGCUUCCUAGAAGUCCAAGCAACGCGGGCUGGGUUUCAAAAGUCUGCACUAGCCAAAUGGCUAAGGUCCACCCCGGUUGCCUCCCUGGAAGAACUCCUUAUCUCAUAAUACCAAGAUCCACAUGUUGCUGCUAAAGCAAGGAUUCAACUGGAUAAAGUAAAGCACAACAAGUGGA